Messenger RNA from Sinocyclocheilus anshuiensis, 827 nucleotides. RefSeq names its product circadian-associated transcriptional repressor-like. Lineage: Eukaryota; Metazoa; Chordata; Actinopteri; Cypriniformes; Cyprinidae. Gene Ontology annotation, molecular function: RNA polymerase II cis-regulatory region sequence-specific DNA binding. The record is from RefSeq and is a predicted model, not a curated record. Gene Ontology annotation, biological process: negative regulation of DNA-templated transcription; circadian regulation of gene expression. The transcript has 2 exons. Bases 387 to 827 code for a protein of 146 amino acids. Gene Ontology annotation, cellular component: nucleus.
UUUAUAGUGAAAAAAGCUAUAAUUCAAACGCACUCUUUUGCUGAAAAAUAAUAGCAUACUGUGAAAAAACAUGACUUUUAAUUUUUAAACUAUUGUAGCUGUUAAAAUAGCAAGAAUGACUUCCAAGUCAUUCUUGUAAUUUUAACAAUGAUUUGCAAGACGAUCCCAGUGACCGUUCCGUCAACUGGCUCCUUCCCCCAUUGUUGCACUUUAUUGUUUACAUUCUCUCAGAUGCAUUUCAUGUUCUUCAUCUUCAUACUUUUCAGUUGCCACAUUCCCUUAAGAGAAAUCACUCGCUACGAUCAGUUCAGUUCAUUUCAGCCCAUCGCUCCUCAGCUUUAAACAAUCUACCACCUCACAUUUAUCUGUUUUCUCACAUUUCAGUGAUGCUGUCACCGGGGAGUCCUUCCAAAUGGCAAGUGCGAGAUUCCCUCUCCUUGACCCCCAGUCUCCUCUACAGCGAGAGUGACCAGACGGAGGAUGAAUCGGAGGUCUUCUCCUCUGAGAGUGAGGCUGCAGGAGUUGUGCCUGGUCCAAAGCCAUGCUCCUUGGCCAAUGGGAGCUCUCAUAAUUCAAAAUUGCCUCACACCCUUGUGAACCAGUGGAGUGGUAGAGCUGAAAAUGUUCAAACUGGAUGUUCCUCAGCGUCUCCAGCCUACACCGGUCAGACCUCAACAUCAGUUGAAAGGAUUCCCACAGAGGGGGACCGGAGGUUUGCACGCAAAUGUGCAGAGAUGCAUGGGUACAUCAGACCCCUGUUGGAGCUGUUGAAGGGGCUGAAAACAGGUCGAUAUGAUAAAGGUAAUGCACAAAAAAAUGUCAUAUAA